GCUGUGUUAUUUGGCUGUCGUAAUUUUUUUGGCGCGGGUCAUUGUUAUGAUCAGAAGUGGUCGUCCGAUAGUUUAAUAUUGAUCAAUAUUUGAGCUUUUAUGAUGGAUUAGAAUUUCUAGAAACUUUCUAACGCUACUUUAAUCCUACAAACUAGGUCAAACUGAAAAAAUACCCGUUUUAAAUUAUAGGGUUGAACAGAUGUAAUAAUGCAACUCCGGUAACCAUGAAUAGUGAUGUGCCCAGUGUUCCUAUAACAACACUAGCAGGCAUUCACAGUCUAACUGAACUUUUACCUGAGCUACCAUUGCCAACACCAACAACAUCAACUUCACACAACAAGACAUUGCUCCACAAUGCCAAGCUUAAAGAGACAUCAAAACGCUUGCUAGCAAGUCAAGAUGCAGGGCUGACACAACAGUUAACGACUGUGCUUAGAAAAACAUCAACCGAAAAUUUAGAUUUGAAGGAUUCCACAAGUGAUGGAGGGAUAGAUGGAAAUCCCCCAGAGCUAUUGAAGUCCAUAAUAAGUCAGGACCCUACCAUAUUUCAGGGACGACAGUACUAUGGGAAUGGGUCACAAAAGGAUGGAUACAAUUUGGGGAGUCCACAUUACCAGAAUAAUUUGCUUGGUGGAGAUCCAUCAAAGUUCCCAAAUCCUUAUGGCAACUAUACACCAGGCAUUGUGAAUGGAGAACAUCCAGAGUUAAGCAAUCAGUAUCCAGGAUACCAGGGACAAGGGGGUGCUAAAAGUCUGGGUACCAUUUCUUCACCAGCUCCAAGAAGCUUGGCAGAAAAUUCUUACCACAAUGAAGCAGAGAACCACAGUGGACUUAACAGUUCUUAUCAUAGGAAAAAACUUAAUUCUGAACCUGUGGUUCUGUUAGAACAGUUACCAAACCUACCACCGCGUGCCUCUGGUGACGCUUCAAGCACAAUUUCGGCCGACUCGCAUGGAGGGGAGAGAAAGAAGAUCAAGAGUUCACAUCCUGUGGUCAUAUUGGAACCAUUAGAUGAACAGACUCUGAAGUCCAUACAGCAUGCAGGCUCAGUUAAAGCUAAAGAUAAAAAGAGAGGGAGGAGAAUAUAUGACAGUGAUGAUGAAGAUUCCAGUGACAGACAUGGAAAGCGUAGACGAUACAACAGUGACAGUGAUGAUUCCUCAGCUCAGGUGUCUAGAAAGAAAAAGAAGGAUAAGAGACAUCGACGUGUUAACCAGCAGGCUAUGUCUGUGGAGGAACUUUUAGAUAGUCCUACCUUUAAGAAAUUCAGCAGCUCCAUGGAGUACAUUCUGGAAGCAUCAGAGGAUACUAAUUUUGGAUCUCUAGACCCGAAUGAUGAUGAAGUUGAAUGCCCAACAGAAAGUCUUAUUGCCAACAACUUGCUUACUGAACUUAGUGGAGAAACUGCUAAACUCAAGUCCUUAGGAGUGAUGAAUCGGGUCCCAGCUGACAGGUUGGUCAAGCUACUGACAAUAUUACAGUGGAACAUACGAGAUGGAAGCAAGGUCACACCUGUUGUAAACCAAGGCCAGGAUGAGGAUGAGGAGGAGCAGAGACUGUGGAGGAGCGUGAUCAUGGAGCGCGUCAUGAGGAGCAUGAACUCUGCCCUUAUCGCCCUACAUAUCAUGACCUCACCAGACAUGCCCAAACAGGUCUACCUAGAGGAUGUCAUAGAGAGGAUCAUUCUGUUUGGGAAAUUCCAUCUUCAGAAUACAAUUUUCCCAGAAUUUGAUCCUGUUUACAAAAUUGAUCCAAAAGCAAAAGAUGGUUAUCAUGGGAGUCUAAAAGCUAAGAGGGCCCGAGCAACACAAGUAAAACACAAGUCCACCAUCAACCUGUUCAACAAGAUCUCAGACAUGAUAGAGAAUCUCUCAGAAUUGGUGGAUGUGCAAGAGCUCACAGACACCACAAUACUCCAAUUAUCAACUUUGGGAGUAUCACCUUUCUUUGUGGAAAAUAUCAGUGAAAUGCAGCUGAAUUCCAUGAAGCUUGUCACUACAAUCUUUUCAAAAUAUGAAAAACAUCGCCAAUUAAUCCUAGAAGAUAUAUUUGCCAGUUUAGCCAGACUGCCAUCCAGUAAAAGAAAUCUAAGGAAUUACAGGUUGAAUUCAGAGGAGUCUAUUCAGAUGGUAACUGCUCUAGCCCUCCAGCUUAUUCAGUGUGUCAUCAAACUUCCCAGUGUUUCCUCCCCACCUGAUGAGGAAGAAAUAGCCUCAUCAUCUUCCUCGAAAAAAAGGUCAAAAGCAGGACAGAAUUCCAAUGAUGUUGUGAUAGUUACCUCUUUUGAGAAUGCAUUAAGGACAGGGUACAACUUUCUCACAGUGUUUCUACAAAAAUGUACUGUGAAGAGUGAGGAGGAUUAUCGUCCAAUGUUUGAAAACUUUGUACAGGAUCUCUUGUCAACGGUCAACAAACCAGAGUGGCCAUCCUCUGAACUGCUCCUCAGUUUGCUAGGAAAGAUUCUGGUGAAGCAGUUCAGUAAUAAGUCGGUGGAGAUGUCUCUCAGGGUAGCCUCACUGGAUUAUCUUGGCAUUGUAGCCUCCAGGUUAAGAAAAGAUGCUGUGUCUAGUCAUGAUAACCAAGAGUCUAUUGAUGAAAUUAUUACAAAGGUAACUUCUAAAGACAGUGAUGAUGAAGAGGGACAUGACAAUGCAGAGUCUUCGGAGUCAUUGUCGGAGACUGAGAACCAGACACAAAUCCUACAGAAGUCUAUGUUGGAUUAUCUAGCUUACAACAGCCAAAGUGAACCAGCUUACUGGUAUGCCCAUCUAUUCUACAUAGCUCAGUGGUAUAGGGAUAUUACUGUGGAGGCUGAAAGUUUGGCAAAAAAUUCUAAACGUAGGACAGAGGAGGAGGAGGAAAAAGCAACAGAGGCCAUUCAGAAAGCAGAACAGAAGAAAACAUUUCUGUUGGCCCAAUUUGAGGCCAUUAACAAAAAUGCCUCUUACAGGCCACCAGUAUCCAAAUUGGAUUAUGAAGGUGCUUGUCUUGUAGCAAGAUAUCUCUCAUCCAAAAGACCAUUUGCCCAGAGCUUUGAUGUAUACCUGACUCAGAUAUUGAGGGUGUUGAAUGAGUCGGCUGUCGCUGUGAGAACCAAGGCCAUGAAGUGUCUGACAGCAGUAGUGGAGGCCGACCCAGGGAUCCUGGCCAGGGCUGAUAUGCAGAAAGGUGUACAUUAUCGUUUCCUUGAUUCCUCGACCUCUGUACGGGAGGCUGCCGUGGAAUUAGUGGGAAGAUUUAUACUUAUCCGUCCAGAACUUAUCUCUCAGUACUACGAUAUGCUCUCUGUCCGAAUACUGGACACUGGUAUUAGUGUAAGAAAGCGGGUCAUCAAAAUUUUUCGUGAUAUUUGUUUGGAGCACUCAGAUUUCCAAAAGAUACCAGAAAUGUGUGUGAAAAUGAUUCGUCGAGUCAAUGACGAGGAAGGAAUCAAGAAACUGGUGAAUGAAGUUUUUCAAACAAUGUGGUUUACACCAAUCAACAGUAGAGAAAAAGACACCAGCAAACUCUUGACCAGGGUCCUCAAUAUAACCGAUGUUGUGGCAGCCUGUAGAGAUACAGGAUUUGAAUUCUUUGAACAAAUGUUAGAAAAUCUACUUAAAAAAGAUGAGGAUGGGAACAUUAAUAAGAAUGCUUUAACAGCCUGUCGUCAGAUUGUGGACUGUUUGGUGGAGAACGUGUUGAGAUUAGAGGAAAAGAGUGUGGGUAAGGACCACAUACAUACGGGGAAGGGAUGCAGUCAGAGACUUGUGGCUUGUUUGUCCACUCUUCAUCUCUUCAGCAAAAUAAAACCUGACCUCAUGGUGAAGCAUGCUACCACCUUACAACCUUACCUAGACAUCAAGUGCAGUACUCAGGGGGACCACUUUGUCCUACAUUACGUGGCCCGUAUCCUGGAGAUGGUGGUUCCACUAAUGGACCAUCCUAGUGAAACAUUCCUGGCCCAGCUAGAAGAGGACAUGAUGAAACUCAUCCUCAAACAUGGCAUGAUGGUCGUGGAGAGCUGUAUAAGCUGUCUUGGUGCUGUUGUCAACUUGGUCAGUCACAACUUUCCUCUGGUCAAGGACUGUUUCGAGAAGUUUUUUGGUGUGUUAGUUAAGUUGUGUUCUGAGCACAAAGAAAACCCUGAUAAUCCUCAGCUGAAGUCACGUAAACCCACGCUGCUACGAUCUCUCUUCACAGUCGGGCUCCUCUGUAAAUAUUUUGAUCUGGACAAGGAGAUGCCAGAUAUACCACCAGAGGAGACAAUCAGGGAGAGGGUAUUUCAAGUGCUUAUGCACUUUAUUACCCAUGAAGAUGAGAUUGUGAAAGAGAAGGCUCUCUGUGGAUUAGGUUAUAUGGUGAUUCGGCACUAUGACAUAAUGUUGGGUAAAGAGAUGAGGGACCUGUACUAUGAAUAUCUUGAUGAUAGUACUGCUCCAGACAAACUCAGGAUACAGGUGCUAAAGAACUUACAGAACUACUUACUGGAGGAAGAAAUCAGAAUGCACAAAGCUGAUGCAGAAUGGAGAAAACAUGCAAAAGAAGAGGAUUUAAAAGAAAUGGGAGAUGUCCAAUCAGGGAUGGCCAGUACCAUUAUGCAGGUUUACCUGAAGCAUGUCCUGGACUCCUUCUUCCACACCCACUCCCAGGUCAGGCUGGCAGCUCUACAGGUGGUGGUCCUGGUUCUACAGCAGGGCCUGGUUCACCCCGUACAGUGUGUACCCUAUUUGAUCAGUAUGUGUACAGAUGUAGAAAAGGCAAUAAGAGUGAAGGCAGAUCAACAACUUCAAGAAAUCGACAAAAAGUAUCCUGGUUUUAUUCAUAUGAAAGCUUUACAGGGUCUGAAGAUGUCCUACAAACUACAGCAGUUGUUACAAUCUAACAGUAAAGGUUGUGUGAUCCGCGGUGUCAGGGAUAACGAGGGCAACAUGAUCAGUCUCAAUAACUUCCUGUACACCGUGUUACGGGGGAACCGCUCCCAUCGUCGUGCCAUACUGCUCUCCCUACUUAACCUCUUUGAUGAUUCUGCUAAAAUCUCAUUGGCUGAACAACUGUAUAUAGCUGACAAUUUGGCCUUCUUCCCUUAUCAAACUCAGGACGAGCCAUUAUUUAUAAUCAACCAGAUUGACAUCAUUGUGUCAGUGUCAGGAUCCAAUAUUCUCCAAUCUUUCAGAGAGAGAUUACAUUUGUCUAAUCAAGAAGCCCCAAGCAUGAACUUGGUUGUCAAUGCUGAGGGUGAAAAUAGAACAGAAAAUGGAGUUUUACCCCGCCCUGUCAUAGAUGAGGAGGACGAAGAUGAUCCAGAAAAACUCAUGACCAAACUUCCUAGAGAUAUUAGGCCUUUGUUAGAUAUAUGUUAUCUUGCACAAGGAUGUAUUUUACUACUACAUCUAAAACACCAUUUAAAAGAGACCUAUGGGUUUUCUGACAGCAAAAUUCAUAACUACUCUCAAACGGAUGCAAAAACAUACGAUAAACCAGUGCAGAGGAAAUUUAUAGUGACGUUUAAUCCUGAAACUGUGAUAGAUAUAUUAAACAAUAAAACAAAAAAUAGGACUAUGAAGAAAAGAUCUAGAAAAACACGUAAACGGAAUCGUUGUGAUUCAGGGGAGGGAACUAGUGACAGUAGUGUGUCUAGUGAGGAAGAGGAGACGGAAGAACAAAACGUAGACGACGAGGAACAGAGACGCAAACUCAUUGAUGAUUAUCUCGAGUUUAAGGAUUUAAUGUUGAGUAUAGACCCUCCUGAUGAAGAAGAGGAGGGAGAAGAAAAUCGCAGCACCGGUCGACAGACCCCCAACCCCGCCCACGGGCAGACCACUCCAGGCAGCAAAUCACCACGACUACCAAAUCCCGACGGCACGGGGGAGGAGUCAAUGGAAAUGACAGUAGAAGUCCACGAGGAGACGUCAGAAAAACGGGUCCCUCCAAUCACCAUUAGAGCAACACCUCACAGUCACCACACCCCCAAGUCGUCCCGCCAUCAUCACCUUUUUGCUCCAGACAAAAAGAAAAUUCCAGUUCACUCAUCAUCCUCUUCUUCCAAAAACUUAUCAAAAUCAUUUUCCAAGUCGUUACCCAGUAAAAAGAAACCAAAGAAGCGACGGAAACGUUAUGGCAGCGAUAGUGAGGAUGACAGUGCUGACAGUGACUUUGUGUUAUAACUCGUGUGUCAGUGUUGAUAGCAUAAUUGUAACUGUGUCCUAGCAGGUGUGUCAGGCGGUGCUGAUUCUGUACGUUCUAUUGUCGCUGACACAGUGUGGUAAUACAGCAGUUUGUCAUCGCAAUCCACGGUCCUUUGUUAUUUAGUCACAGAGAUACCCCACAAAGGGAAAACAACAAACCUAUCUGUCCCAGGAGCCGUACUGUAGGCUCAUGCCAAACUCACAUGACAGCAUGAUUGGUUGUGACAUUUUCCUAGUGCAAUAUCAGCUUUUAAUGAAUUGCAAGAUGAAUUAAAUUUCAUGAAAUGUACAUCCUUAUGAUCCUGGUAUUAAGGAAAUGAUUGUUCAUUAGAAGCAAAACUUAAUGUGAGCAAAUGCAAAGGAUUAAUUACGUGUAUGUGUUCGAGCACCCUCUUCCUAAACAUAAGAUAAAAUUUCAGGCUUCUAAAAGGAAAAAAAUUUAAAUUUGAAAAUUUACUUGUAAAAUUGGUUUAUUAUGAACAAAUUCUUUGUAAUUGAUAGAAGUCAAGUUUUUUUUUCUAAAAGAUAGAUUUUUUUUCCUUCCAUAUAAAAAUGUAUGAUUGUUAAUUAUAAAUGAGUUCAUAUUAACUACAUGUUAAAACACAUAAAUUCUAUGGCAUUUUUUACUGGCAAAUGAAACACAAGUUUCAGAUGUACAGUACAUCAUUCUAUUUCUGUUUUAAUAUUAAUUCAAGGUUAUACUGUAGUGUUAAUGAGCAUAAUGAAACUUGGAACUUUGUAUGACUGAGCUAUGUAAAUUUUAUAAGAACAAAUCAAAUAUUAGUGAUGUCAUCAAAUAGAAACAUCUUUCUUGUUAUGAAUAUUUAUUAAGGAAUACCUGAAUUCUUUUAUGCAUCACAGUUGAUAAAAAUAUUUUAGAUCGAAACUUUUACCGAAAUUGACAAGCUGAGCGAUUGUGUGGGAGAUUUUACUGUGAAGUUUUAAGUCAAACACUGCUGUAUUUUACCAGGACUUUUACUAUGUCAGCUAUUUUUUACGUCUUUCUUGUCACUUCUCAGAUAUUUAUUUUCUUUGUUCAUCUGUUGAUAGUCAUCUGUUCCAUGUCAUCUUAUUUUUCAUAAAAACUACAAAUUGAAAAAAUAUAAAUUUUGCAGAAUUAAAUUUUGAAAACUUGA
This is a messenger RNA of Saccostrea cuccullata (small rock oyster), 7303 nucleotides long. Its product is annotated as nipped-B-like protein B. Gene Ontology annotation, biological process: establishment of protein localization to chromatin; regulation of gene expression; establishment of mitotic sister chromatid cohesion. Gene Ontology annotation, cellular component: Scc2-Scc4 cohesin loading complex. The coding region runs from base 225 to 6146 and encodes 1973 amino acids. The record is from RefSeq and is a predicted model, not a curated record. Gene Ontology annotation, molecular function: chromatin binding. NCBI's taxonomy places the organism in Eukaryota, Metazoa, Mollusca, Bivalvia, Ostreida, Ostreidae. The transcript is spliced from 51 exons.